Lytechinus variegatus (green sea urchin) is the source of this 12866-nucleotide messenger RNA. RefSeq names its product G-cadherin. Gene Ontology annotation, cellular component: catenin complex; plasma membrane. The transcript is spliced from 36 exons. Gene Ontology annotation, biological process: homophilic cell-cell adhesion. Gene Ontology annotation, molecular function: cadherin binding; calcium ion binding. The record is from RefSeq and is a predicted model, not a curated record. NCBI's taxonomy places the organism in Eukaryota, Metazoa, Echinodermata, Echinoidea, Temnopleuroida, Toxopneustidae. The coding region runs from base 236 to 8689 and encodes 2817 amino acids.
ACCAAUUUGCCGUUAAUUUCGAAGCGAUAGUCUAGGAACCCUGUUUGGAAUACAUAUUAAUAGCAAGAAAUCUAAAUAGGCAAGUUUUUCUCAGAUGAAAUCAAAAGGAGUGAGGUGUCAGUCAUGAAACACAUGUAGGAUUAAAGGACAACUUUUGUGCAAUUUUUGUUGUCAAUAGGAUUUUUCAAGUAAAGGAAAGUUUCCGACGAUUGUCCAGAUUGGGGAAAGAAGAACAAUGGCUGUGAAGUUAAGGUGGAAUAUGACACGUUGUAUGUGUUUAUCUGCAAUAUUUCUAUUAGCAACAUUACAACUAACAAUUGGCCUCACUUUGCCUAAGAUCAAUGUGCCUUCUAAUGCCUUGCCAGGAUUCAGAGUGACUGAAGUAAAGAAAGAUGGGCAAAGUUCAGAACUUCUUUCAGACUCAGAUAUUCACAAUCUGUUCCAGAUAGCUGAAAAUGGUGCUUUGGAAGUCAAGAACUCCUUGAAGCACCUGGCGAAUAGUGACAUUGCUCUCAAAAUUAGACACACAUUAAGAGAUCGAUCAUGGGACGACCUCUUGAAUAUGUAUGUUGAGGACUCUUCUCUUGAGUUUAUAAAGAAGUCGUAUAGAGGAUAUGUCCUCGAGAGUGAUGAAGCAAACCAAGAAGUUGUGGGCCUGGAUGAUCUCCAGGUGAAUUCCACAAAACCUAUAUCAUACCAGCUAGCUGGAGAGGAUAGUGAUGAUUUCAGGCUUCAAGUCGGCCCUGAAGGCAGAGUUCACAUCUUCACCAAAGCUCCCAUCGACAUGGAUACAACUUCACAAUAUCAUCUGGAAAUGGUGGCUUCAGAUCUAGAUCUUUCCAAAGCUACUGCAGAGCUUCUUAUUGAUGUAGUCACAGCGAACAACCAGGUACCACCCUUAGUGAAGGAGUCAACCAACCAGUUUCAUGCAUAUGGGAAUGAUAUGUUGUUUCCUCCUGCUGAGCCUGUGGAAAUGGUCCAUGUUCGUGUCCAACGUGACGUCCUUCCUGGAGAAUCUGUAGAUCUUCCAGAGUCCACAGAAGUGGAUGUUGUUGUCCACACCAUAACCGUAGUUGGUACUGAUCUGCGUUAUGCCAUGGGAUCUCCUGCCAAUGAGAAGUUCUCCAUCGAUGAGAUGUCUGGAGAAAUUAGGCUGUUGGAAACCAUAAAUUAUGAAUCUUACGCCAUUCCUCAGGAAAUAGUUAACGUGGUGAUAACAAAUGCUUCUCAUUCAGAAGUAAGUGACACUCUGGUAGUGACCUUUGACAUCCAGGAUGCCGAUGACCCUCCAGUGUGGACCAUGCCGGUCUAUCCCUACAUCACUGUGGUGCCUACCGAUGCCCCUAAUCAGGCUUGUAUCUACAGGCUUCAAGCCUCGGACGAGGACCCAGGAAGUGAAAUUACAUUCUCCUUGGUGGCAGGUGACAGUGGUGCUUUCUCAGUGGGUGAAACGGAUGGCUGCAUCAACACGGUCGUCAAUGCACAGAAUCCUAACUAUGAGGAUGGAAGAGAAUAUGUCCUCAGUGUCAGGGCAACAGGCACAAGCAAUGAUUUCGUUGGAGCAGUUGAUGGAACUGUCUUCGUUUUUGGUGGGUCACAUCCACCCCAGUUCAGCCAAGAGGAAUACUCUGCUUCUGUACGGGAGGCUCAGAAUAAUCAGAUGGUUAUCCAAGUAGAAGCCUCGUCUUUCUCACGAAACGUUCCCGUAACCUACUCCAUCGUUGGCCCUGAAAACCGGCCUAGCCAUACGAUCAACGCCGACAGUGGCGUUAUCACUCUGACAGAGGCGGUACUGGUAGAGGAUAUGCAGUCCUACUUCCUGAUUGUCAGAGCAACGGAACAGGGAGGCAACCAACUCUCAUCAGAUGUUCGAGUCAAUGUAAUGAUUGAGGACAUUAAUAAUUGUGUCCCUACCUUUGGACAAGAGAUUUUGAGUUUCAAUGAUGUUAGCGAAACAACAGCUAUAGGAGAACCCGUUGGGGAAGUUACUGCUACUGACUGUGAUGUAGGCGUGAAUGCAGAAUUGACGUACUCAAUCACGACACCCAACAGCGGCUUCACCAUCGGCCCCGACGACGGGGUCAUCUCCCCAGCUGUCAUCUUAGACUAUGAGGAAGGAGAGCGUUACUACACCUUCGUGGUUGCAGCCACCGAUGGGGGGUCCCCUCCGACUUCCGGCACCGCCACCGUCGUCAUCUCCAUUGCCAACGCGGAAGAGGCUCCUUACUUCACACCUACCUCUUACUCAUUCAGAGUGGAUGAAACUGCACAGGUCGGCUAUGAAGUGGGGACAGUGUAUGCGAGUGAUGAUGACGUGGGCGACAGUUUGACACUAGACAUUCCCGAUGGAGGUGGCCCCUUUGACAUUAACGAUUCUGGGGUUAUAUCCAUGAUUGCAGCAGCAACAGAUUCAAGUUAUACAUUUGAGGUUGUGGCUACGGAUCAGACAGGCAACUCUGCCAUGGCAUCUGUUCAAGUUUCUUUCACCGAUCUCAAUGACAAUAUCCCAACAUUUCCAAAUUGUGGAAGUUAUUCAGGUACAGUGGCUGAAGAUGCUGCCAUUGACACAUCUAUCAUAACGGUAUCGGCUUCUGACCUUGAUCAAGGAUCAAAUGCUGAGAUCACUUAUCAACUUGCUUCUAACACUGAUGCAAACCAGGUAUUCAAAGUAGAUCAGGAUGGGCUGAUAACCACAAAGAAAUUGUUAGAUCGCGAGGAUACUUCAUCGUUUGUUGUGACCGUUGAAGCGGAGGACGGUGGUAACCCAUCUCUCACAGGGUUCUGUACAUUCUCCGUGGUGGUGACAGACGUGGAUGACAACUACCCCGAAUUUCCUUUUACUGAUUAUAAAGCUUCAGUAUUAAGCGAUGCUCCAUCGAAUUCUGAGGUGGUUUCGGUGCCAGCCGACGAUCUUGAUUCAUCUUCCACCCUGCAAUACGACCUUGCUAGUAGUCAGGAAGAAUGCAGGAGGUACUUCACCAUGUCUCCUGCAGAUCCAGUCAUCAUUACAAGAGGUGAUUUGUCAGCCAUCUCUGGAAAUGAUGUCAGUUGCAUAGUGACGGCAAGCGAUACUCUCCGUGAGUCCAGGGUUGAUGUAGAUAUCUUUGUAAGAAGCCCAGAUGACACCACCUACCAAGUGCCAACCUUCAGCAAUACACCGUAUCAAGUCACCAUCAAUGAAAACACAACGAUAGGUGAUGUCAUCCUUCUUGUAUCUGUAGACGGAGCACAGGAGGUUGGUUUUGACAUCGUUCGUGGGUCACGUCCUUCUACCAACUCUGAUGGAACAUUUACCUUGACUACGCGUGAUGAUAACUUGCAGAGUGACUUAACCUUGGUAGAGAAGCUGGACUUUGAAGCUGUUCAGGAAUAUGAAUUAUUAGUAACGGCCCAGUAUGUUGGAGUAGGUCAAGAAUUCAUAGCACAGACUACUGUGACCGUCACGAUUGAAGACUUUAAUGACGUGGCACCAAAGUUUCCUGCCGUCACAUUUUAUGGAAACAUUGCCGAAAACCAGCCCGUAUCGAAUUCGGACCCUAUCAUCACACUGCAAGCAACGGAUGGAGAUGUAACUCCAGAAUUUAGCCAGAUAUCAUAUAGUUUUGUUAACGCAGAGUCAGACUUCAGCAUUGAUGAGGAUACAGGAGAGAUCUUUGCUUUAAAGGUUUUUGAUCGGGAAGCCAUUGAAGAUAGUAGUAUUGCCCUCACAGUGCGUGCAUCAGACGGUGUUAAUCAAGAUCUUGCUACAGUCUUCAUCACCAUAGUCGAUGAGAAUGACAAUGAACCAGAAUUUAAUGGAACCUUUAGCUUUGAUGUUCUUGAAGAUGUAGGGAUGGGUUACGAUAUUGGCACAGUAACAGCCACAGAUGAUGAUAUCUCCGAGGUAUUGGAGUAUUUUAUCAGCGGAGGAAAUGAGGGUGGUGCCUUUACAGUGGACGCAGAGGAAGGUACCAUCCGCAAGGCAGGUGUUCUGGACUACGAGGCAAGGACAUCUUAUGAAUUGCAGUACAGUGUCAACGAUGGUAAAAACGUUGCUACCACUACCGUUACAAUCAAUGUCCUCAAUGUCAACGACGUGGCUCCACAGUUUGAUCAGUCUGCCUACUCUGCUAGUGUGAUUGAGGAAGAUGACUCUAAUCUACCAAGAAUCUUGCUGUCGGUUGCUGCCACUGAUGGAGAUGCUGAUGCAGUAGACGAUGCAGUAGUGUAUGGUUUGGUAGGGACUGGGGCAGGAACCAUAUUUACAAUCGACAGUCAGACUGGCAAUAUUACCCUAACUCAAGCACUGGACCGCGAGGAGAUUCCCACGUACAACCUGGCUGCAGUGGCUACCGAUGACAAUGGAAACGGACUUACCAGCUACGUCGAUGUCACCAUCGAAGUGGAAGACAUCAAUGAUAAUGCCCCAGUCUUCCCCGAUCAGGAAUACGUGGGAAGUGUAGAAGAAAACCGCCCGCCAAAUACCCCUGUAGUUGCUGUGGUUGCGGAGGAUCCAGACACAGCAGAUGACCUGAUGUACUCUUUCCCCACUCCGAGUCCCGACUUCAACAUCAACAGCCAAACUGGACAAAUCACCACCGCAAGACAGUUUGACAGGGAGACCCCUCCUUCCGAGUAUGAAAUAGAGGUCCAAGCAACCGAUGGCGUUAACACAGCUAGUACAACGGUCACCAUCAGCAUCGAUGAUGUGGACGAUAACAAGCCCUCUUUCUCUGAGGAUGUAUACCCUGAUGCCUCUGUCCUGGAGACGGAACCCAUUGGGACAACCAUCACAACCGUCCAAGCUAUCGAUCCUGACGUCGACUUCAGAGACGCAGUAGAGUUUUCAAUCAACAGCGGAGACCCCGAUGAGCUAUUUAGGAUCGUUGCAGAUGCUGCCACGCUUCAAGGUCUCAUUCAAGUCAAUAAAGAGCUAGAUUUCGAAACAUUGGCUACCAACGAAUUCACGUUGACCGUUGCUGUUACGGAUUCUCAGGGACCUACAGACUCUGGCCGCCCUGAGACUGCAAUCGUCAAGAUCAUUGUGGAAAAUGCCAAUGACCUUGCUCCAGUAUUUGAUCAAGAUGUUUACGAUGGAGACGUGUCAGAAGAUGCUGCCAUCAACUCACAAGUAGGAACCUUCACCUUCUCUGCAACCGAUGGCGAUGAACCAGGUGCAACGUUGAAUUAUAUUAUUGACCCCACCACUGAUCCAGAUGGCCAGUUUGCCAUCAAUGAAAAUCAACAGCUCAUCGUUGCUUCUCCCCUCGAUAGAGAGACGGUAGCCAGUUACGAGCUCAAAGUAUAUGCUGUUGAUAAUGGUGAGCCUCCGAUGUCGGGUACUGCGACCGUUGCCGUAACCGUUACGGACGUGAAUGACACGCCCCCUCGUUUCGCGCAAGACUACAACCCAUCGGUUGAGGAGGGCCCCAUUGAGGCUAACGUGGAAGUGGUGAGUGUCGAAGCUGUAGAUGAUGAUGACCCACCAUCUGGACCACCUUUCCUAUACAACGUGGCACCGCAACCCAAUGACUGGACUACCUUCUUUGAUAUAGAGGGACUGGGAACCUCUACCAGCGGAAGCAUCAGAGUAAGCACAACGGGGUUGGAGAUCGACCGUGAAACGCAUCCAUAUUUUGAUAUCGUAUUCCUGAUCGCAGAAGUGGGCACACCAGAAGCAUUGACCGGUACCCAGACGUUGACCAUAAUGAUCUCUGACGUCAAUGACAAUCCACAUGUAGCGAUCACCAAGGAUAUCCUGGUGUAUAGUUAUGAAGGUGAAACCCCUGAGGUAUCCCUUGGUAACAUUCCAACGACAGAGGUUGGAAAGGUUGGGGUAGAAGACCCCGAUAUUUUAGAGGACAAGACUUAUGAAGCAGUGGGAGAAUUACCAGAUUUCUUUCAACUGGAUUCAGACACUGGUGAUAUCACCAUGGCGGAAGGCACCCCAGCUGGGGUCUAUGAAAUGGAUAUCCGUGUAAGUGAUGAUGGCACAUAUGAAUCUGUCGUCUCAACAGUUAUAGUGACCGUCAAGGAUAUCCCACGGGAGGCUGUCUUCAGUUCAGGGUCCAUCCGCUUCUCGGGUACUACAGCGGAGGAGUUGAUAACUCCUGACUCGGAAGGUGUCAGCAAUCUUGACAGGCUCAAAGUCAUCCUUGCCAAUGCCGUUGGAGCUCAACUGGCCAACUUUGAUAUCUUCAGCGUGUUGAAUGUGGUCGGUAUGGAAAGGACUGUUGAUAUCCGCUAUGCUGCCCAUGGAUCACCCUACUAUCCUGCAGACCAACUUGAUCUGGCUGCUCUGUCUGUAUCUAAUGAGAUUGAAGAGUUAGGCUUAAGCAUUGCCCAGAUCCCUGUUGACCUGUGUGUGAAGGAGAACGUCUGUGAGUCAUCCUGCACAAAUGUUCUGGUAGUGGACCCUACACCAACUGUGGUGGACUCUGGCACGGCUUCACUUGUAGCGAUUACAUCGGUACUGGAAGCGCAGUGCAUAUGCGGUGCAAGGACAGUUACUCCUGGAAACUGUGAUUCUGAUCCCUGUCUUAAUGGAGGCACAUGCGAGGAUGUCCAUGGUGGCACAUACAGAUGCACGUGUCCUUACCUGUUUGAUGGGCCCAACUGCCAGCAGACCAAGCGUAGCUUUGAGAACGGCUAUGCAUCCUUCUCCACCUUGCGACAAUGUGAAGAGACCAGCCUCUCCAUCGAGUUCAUCACUGAGGUUUCCAGUGGCACCCUGCUCUACAACGGUCCCAUUUUUACGCCAACGGGUGAUGAUCCAAUCGAUAUGAUCCUUCUGGAGCUGAUAGGUGGCAAGGCCAGGCUCACUAUCAACCUUGGGUCCACUGAUUCUACUGAUGAUAACUUGGUAUUAGAGGCUCCUACUGAUGAUACCCAGUUGAAUGACAAUGAGUGGCACCGAAUCGAUGUAUACCGUAAUGGGAGGUUUGUUGAGAUGACAGUAGACAGAUGUAUGGGUGUGUUCUUCGCAGAAACCUCAUCCUCAUCAACACUGGAUACCUCUAGCUGUCGAGUCAAUGGAACAACACCCGGCGAAAACAACUUAAGGUUCUUAAAUGUGCACACGCCUCUUUUCUUGGGAGGUAUGAGUGCGGACUAUGACGUGACCGUUCCGAGUGGAUUUGAUGGCUGCAUCAAGAAUCUGGUCUCGGACGGUUUCCUGUAUGACCUCGGCACACCUGGUACAUCUUCCAAGAGUGAGGCAGGAUGCCCUCGUACUGAUGGCCAGUGCACAGAUGAUAAUGGCAUGCCUGUUUGUAACAAUGGCACCUGUGAAGCUGAUAUCGACUCUUUCAUCUGUAUUUGUUUCCCUGGAUUCAACGGACUAACCUGCGAUGUCGAGUUGACGCCAUAUGACUUCGCAAUAGAAAGUUACAUCACCUACGAGCUCUUGGACAGCUCCUUGUAUGACGAUGCACGAUCUUCCAACUACCAGAUCAUGGUGAGGACAAGACAAGAGAAUGGACUCAUCUGGUCAAUUUCCAGUGCUAACACAUACGAAUACAUCAGAAUGGAGAUGGUUCAAGGAGAACUCAAAGCUGACUGGCAUCUUGGAGAUAAGCCUGUAUCUGUCACCAUGGUCAACUUCAGCAUCAACGACGGAGCGUGGCACGCCAUUAACUUUGAUCGUUAUGACUCUGUGGUCACAAUCAAGAUCGAUGGAGGAGGCGGGGUCAAGGAGAUACAGAACAGAGAAAGUCAAUACUCUGGAUUGGACGUUGAUGAAAACUCACUGGUUAUUGGAGCAUUUGUGGAUGUUAAUACGGUGACAGAUGACUUCAUGGGUUGUAUGAAUGACCCCAGGAUAAACCAUAAUUUCCUGGGAAUGGAAGGCACUAAUGACUAUGCCGUAGCCACCAAGUCUGCAGGAGUGACGGAAGGCUGUCCCUCUGAUGUCUGUGACAGCGACCCUUGUCCUGGUAGCGUCCUUGUCUGCACAGAUUACUGGAGGUUCUAUGAAUGCUUAUGCCCUGAAGGCCAGGAGGAAGUGGAAGAUGAUCCAGACACCUGUAUGGCCAUCAUUGACUGCGUACCCAACCCUUGCGCCAAUGGAGGAACUUGCGUGGAGGGCGAUCCAACAGGUUACACCUGUGACUGUCCCAGUGGUUACUAUGGAGACAGAUGUGAAGCUGCGUUUGGUGAACAAGGAGCUAGUCUUGGUAUUACUCCUCUAGGCAUUAUCCUCAUGAUCCUCUGCAUCCUGCUUAUUAUCAUCCUCCUCCUUGGCUUAGUGCUCUACACUCAAAGACGGGAUCGCAAGUCUGCCCUUGCUUUUGCCAUUGAUCCGGAGGACGACAUCAGAGAGAACUUCAUCAAUUACGAUGAGGAAGGCGGAGGAGAGGAAGAUAAUGAUGCCUAUGAUCUCAGCACGUUGCGUAAGCCUGUGGAUGCUAUCAGUGCAGGUAGCAUAGAGAAGAAGCCGGUUGCCCCGGUUUCAGAGGUACCUGUCGGCAGACCUUCAGGUGUUGACCCCAAUGUCGGUGAUUUCAUCAAUGAUCGUCUUAAAGGAGCAAAUGAUGAUCCCGAAGGGCCACCUUACGAUGAGCCACACAUCUAUGACUACGAGGGUGACGGCUCCACGGCAGGUUCUCUCAGCUCCCUCAACAGCAGUAGCACAGACUCCGAGCAGAACUAUGACUACUUGAACGACUGGGGUCCACAGUUCAGGAAACUUGCCGAUAUGUAUGGCAGCUAGAAAGUGUUCUGCAGCAGCAUUUGAUAGUACUUGAUGUUUUAAACUCUCUCUCUGUAAUAAAUUGAUGAUGUUGUGAACCCUUUAGCACCUACACAGAAUGAGUAGAUUAUUAUUUAUAAGAAUGAGUCUGUGACAGUUAAUUUAUAAUUUCCUGAAAGUAAAUUUCUUCUGUAACUUAAUGAAAAUGAAUUAAUACUGGAAUUCAUGUAGGUAAAUAUCUAUGAAAAAAAUUGGGGGGAUUUCCGCCUAAACUUUUAAAAGUGACAGUUUGCUGAAAUUUGUGCUCAUGUCAAAUCUGUUACUGCUUUACAUUUGGUGCAAAGAAUGUGACUUUAAGGUACUAAAGGGUUUGUCUUGCAGGCUAUCUUAUGUUUAUUACUGUUAAAUGAAUGAUUGUAUACACAGUUAUUACAUCCAUGUGCAUUUUAGAGAGGGUCUAAGUGUUGAAAAGAUCUUUGUGUUGCCAUCCUUUGUUGAGAAUGAAUGUUGGUGAUAAUUGUUAUUUGUCUGUUGAUUGUAAUUGAGCGUUGAUAUUGUUAUUUAAUGAUUGAGGAAAAAUAAAGUAGAUUUAUCAAGUGUACAUAAAGAUUUGAAAACAUUCAGUAUAUUAAACUGGCAACAUUUCUCAGUGUGUGUGAAAUGAAUGUCUAAUUUAUAAUCAUUUUCCCCUCUCCACAGCACAGAAUUCCCCUUAUCAUGCAAAUAACAAUCUAUUUCUGUGAUGAAAUAGAAAUAAAUAUUUUGACAAGCAUUAAAUAUAAUUCCACAAGGAAUAGUCAAAUAGCUUACAUGAGGCAUUUCCAGUUUUUGAAGACACUAGAAAAACUUGAAUUCUACUCAUUCAACUGUAUAAGUUCGAUAGAACCUACAAUUUUUUUAAUGACAGAACAAGAAUGAUUGUUUUUAUCCUUUUUAAGAUUCAAGAUUCAUUUUAUAAGACAUGGAGGUUAAUUGGAUGUAUAUAGUUUUUAUUUCAGUACUGAUAUUCUAAAGUAUGUAUAGUUGCUUAGAAAGAAAGAAAUGAAGAAGCAAGAGCUCGGGCAGACUUGCAAUCUGUCUACUAAAUGUUUUUUUUUUAGAAAUGCAUGUGUGGAAUUUGAAUAUUUUGUCUGCAUGUGCCAUGCAUGCCAAUGUGUGUAAUUUGGAAUAUAUAGUACUAUAGUAGAUGGAAGGGGCUCACAGUACCCCUACAUUUUACUGUGAGAUUUGAAUCCACUAAAUCAUUGUAAAAGAUGCACAUAGUACGUUCUAUUGUUUCAUCAUGCACUGCAAUGUAUUGUAUGCUUCCUGGAACUUGGAGUCAAGUUUCUGCAAAACAAUCUAUGAGUAGGAGAUUGAUCAUCAAGUUACAUUCUCGUGAAAUUUGGAUUAGAUUACAUCAACAGGCAUGACUCAGAAUUUGUUUGAUAAUCAAACUCUUUUAUUUUGAGUUAUCUCGUAGGAGCUGAAGUAUUCAUAUGGAACAUAUCAGUUUGUCAGAAAAUAUUGUUUAGGUCAUAAAAAUUCAUGAAUCCAUGUUAAUAGUUUUAAUAUAAAUAUAAUGAUACUAUCAAUAAAUGCAUAAUUUGAUGGCUAUUAAACUAUUUUUGAUUAUGCUUUUAUUCUUGUCAUGGAAAUUUCACUUUUGUAUAUCUCAAAUAACUUGAUGAUGUUUUCAAAGUGUAUUUCAUGGCUUCAUUUACGUAUUAGGCCAUGCAACUCAUCAGUUUGUAUUCAUUUCUUCAUUUUUUAUUAGCUAUAUUUUUGGGGGGAUGGGUGGGGGAUCUUGUAUUACUAGUAUGCUUUCGCACCAUCAUCUAUGAUUUAAAUUUGUCAUGUAUAUUUAAAUACCUUUGCCAUAAACACAGGAAUUAUUUCUUUGAAGUUCAGUCUUCUUGUAAUUGUGUAAAGACAAGAUUACAUAAUCAUUGUUCUCAAAUUGUUUCUAUUUCAAUAUAGGAGCAGAAAUUAAUUAUUUCAAAACAGUAAAUGUAAGGCACGAUAUCAGUUGCUAUAUGUAGGGAAUAAUGAAAUUUGAUUUGAACCUUUUCUCAAAGAAUGAGUGCAGUGCCUUUUUAAAGCUUUUAAUUUGCAUGAUUACUAAAAUGUUGAAAAUAAAACCAAAUAUAGAUUUGCACUUAUGCUAAGGUACACAUGGCCAUUAUUGUAAAUAGGCAGCAGUAUUCAAGACAUGUUCACAAAAAACACUCUGUAUUCAAGGUAUCUUCUUUCAUUCAGCCAAAGGUAAACAAAUCGUUUUCACUUAUUCUAUUUCAUUUUUUAAAAAUAAUUUGUGAUUGACGGAAAUAGAAGUACUUAUAUUUGAUAUAGUUAAAAUGAUUUUGCAUGGAUGUGAUAAAUCAUAUUAUUCAUGUUUGUCACCCGUUGUAAUGACAUUUAUGAUGUUGUUAUCAUUUGCAACCAGGCUUUUUUAAUGUUUAUGACUGUAUUUAAUGAUUUUAUUUCAUCUGCACUUAAAAGGACCUGUCAUCAAAAUCGAUCCAAGAAUAUAAAAAUGGAUAUUAUGAAAGUUUCUGGAAAUACUGAUAACAAAGGUACAUGUAUAUUCCUAUAUGUUUGCCUAUGAAAAAGGAAGUGCUUUAUUUUAUAUUUUGAUGAAAACACACAUUAAACAGAAUAGCCAUACUUAUCCUGAUUAUGUGGAUAUUUUAAAAAAUGAAAGAGCAUUUUCUGUUUUUUUUUUUCUUUCAAGUACUUGUAUUUAUUAUUGUUCUCAAGGGAGGGGGGGGGGUGAAAAAUAUCAUUUUGGUGACUGGUCCUUUUUUCCUCCAGAUAUUGAGAUGAUUUUCUGAUUAUCUAUUUAAGUUUUAUGUAUAUAUUUUGUAUAAGAUAUUAUUCGACCACCAAAGCAAGUUUGAUAAAUAAGGAUGUAUACAAUAUCAAUCAUUAUGUGUUUCAUAUUUCUUUCCGCGUAUCAGCCAGUUUGACCAUCAUAGUUAAAAAAAAAAAGAGUCACAUUCUAGUUCUUCCUGUAGCAUCAGUAUUCUUGGCCCCAGUAACACACAGCUUAGUGUUUGAUUGUAGGCCUGAUUUUUACAAUUGAUUAUAUUGACCAUCAUGUACAAUCAAUCGUACCAAUCUAUUGUAAGAUCAAUCACUGAGCUUUGUGUUUCAAGCCACUGGUCAAAAAUCAUAGAAAUAUUUUGCAUAUGUGUGAUUGUGUAAAUAACACUAGUUUUAUGAUGUUUGUAAAUCGUAAAAUCUUGUAAAAGAAAUUUAACAGGUGUGAUGCUUUAUGUGUUGUAGGACUACAGCCUUGUUUUUUUUCCUUCCUUUUAUCUUUUAAAAUGCUUCAGAACUGUUUAAAUUAAUAUUUGUGUUAUAAAUUCACAAUUUAUGUCACCGUUGCAACCAGUAAGCUAUGAGAAAUCAAAUCUCACCAAGAAAAUACUUCCUUUGAAAUGCAGUUGGUCAGCAACACUUGUAUUUUAUAAUUAGUGUGAAAUUUGAUAAAGAACUUUACCCCCUCCACUCCUCAACAAGGAAAAAAAAAUCAUGUGUAUCAUGAAAAACAACUAAGCAUUCUGCAAAAUAUGGUUGCUUCACAUUUAAUAUGUUCUGAAACUUCAUGAAACAAAAUAGAAAGAUACAAUUUGUAAUAACUAGUUAUACUUAUUUCCAUACCUCCAAGAAAAAAUUAAUAAAAAAGAUUAUGAAAAAUUAUUAAAAAGAAAUAAUCUAGUUUAAGAGAGGAGUGGUUAAGUGUUACAGAGUUGUAAAAGGAAAUAAAAAAAACAUGAGUAUGAUUUGUUUGAUUAACUAUUAAUGAGCUGUACAUUAAGUAACAUGAAUCAAUACUGGUGUAGUUUGACAUUUUUAAAGUCUUCAUGCGAUUCUCAAAGUUGCAUAAAUUGUUGAGGUUUUUUUUAACAAAUAUUAUUAAGAUCUUUAUAUACCAGCACUAUGUAUUGAAUUUAUUUAUUGAUGCCCUUAUGGCUUUUUAAAAAGAUGAUAUCAGUACUUCUUCUGAGUCUGUAAUUAGGAACCAUCUACAGAAAAAAUCUUAUUGCUAAUUUCUAGACAAUUAUCUGUGUUUUGUUUUGAUAAGUUACUUUUAUUAUUCUCUGUCAAUGUCUUAAAUUGGGCUUUUCUGCUAGUGCAAAGCAUCUAAAUGGCGUAGUUGUAGAUAGCAAAUUUGCUGCUUGUUUUUACAUUUUUCAUGCAGGUUUGAAAUAAA